AUGUCCGAUACAUACACUGGCUUCGACGACUGUGGAUGCAGUCUGGAGGAGCAAUCGCUACGCCGGCAUUUCAACCCCAUCAGAUUCAUCCGCGGCUCGCGCGCGGGAGGCGUAUGGUCAAUCAGCACCGACUUUAUUUUUAAAGGGCACCCCCAAUUCGAAGAAUAUCUGAGGAACGAAAUCCGAGCACUGAAGCUACUUGCAGCUCAUCCCCAUAUCCCAGCGCCGAAGGCUGUUUAUGACUGGGUCGAUCAAAACGGGAAUUAUUUCGCGCUGCAGACACGGAUGGACGGUGAGACACUCGAGAGUGCCUGGCCAUCAUUAUCAAAUGACCAGAAGGCCACUAUCGCAGACCAGGUGGCUGACGUGUGCAAGCAACUACAGUCCAUCACAUCGCCAAGUAUACAAGGCAUUAAUGGAGGAGCCUGCCGUUUAGACAUGGUGUUUGAUGAUGCGUUCUCAAAUAAAACGGAUAAAUUUAUGCAGCGCUUCCCCGAAUGCGGCCCUUAUGUUCUCACCCACGGUGACCUUAAUAUUUCCAAUAUCAUGGUCAAAGAUGGGCAGCUGAUGGGGAUAAUUGACUGGGAAUUUGCAGCAUAUUAUCCCAUAUGGUAUGAGUAUCUUGGAAUUGCCUGUGAUUCUAUUGGCAAGGACGCUGAAUGGAGAGAGUUGUUGCGACAACGUCUUGAUAGCCAUGAAGAUGCCAAAAAAUUCUGGAAGGACCUGCGCACUUUGCAAUGGUAUGAUCGCUUGGGGAACUAA
Messenger RNA from Aspergillus welwitschiae, 762 nucleotides. RefSeq names its product protein kinase-like protein. The transcript has 2 exons. The coding region runs from base 1 to 762 and encodes 253 amino acids. The record is from RefSeq and is a predicted model, not a curated record. Lineage: Eukaryota; Fungi; Ascomycota; Eurotiomycetes; Eurotiales; Aspergillaceae.